AUGAAUCAUAAAUAUGAUUGCGACAACCCUAGUCUGGCAGGAGGAUGUCUUACCCUUCGCUGUAGUUGUCCAAGAGCUGAAGAAAUCAUCAAAGAACAAGUCAUCAAGUUGUAUAAUAAACAUGGUAAUACACCUUCUUGGAUCAGAAAUAUCUUCCAUGAUUGCAUAUGCCACACAUGUGAUGCAUCAAUACUGUUGGACACAACAAAGGAACAGAAGUCAGAGAAGACAUCUCAGAGGAACUUUGGGAUGAGAAAUUUCAAGUAUAUAGAGACUAUCAAACAGGCCCUUGAGAAUGAAUGUCCCAACACUGUUUCUUGUGCUGAUAUUGUUCUUUCUGCUAGAGAUGGUGUUGUCAUGUUAGGAGGGCCACAUAUUGAAAUGAAAACAGGGAGGAGGGGGGAGAGCAAGGAAAGCUACUUGGCAGAAGUUGAUAAUUUUAUUCCAAAUCACAACGAUUCCAUGUCAUUAGUUCUUUCUCGUUUUAAAACUAUUGGUGUUGAUGCUCAAGGAACUGUUGCUCUACUAGGGGCACAUUCGGUUGGACGAGUUCAUUGUGUAAACAUAAUACACAGGCUCUAUCCAACGGUCGACCCGACCCUGGACCCGGACUAUGCAACGUACCUCAAAACCCGAUGCCCGUCUCCACAACCCAGCCCGAAUGUAACGGAGUUUGCCAGAAAUGACCGUGAAACUCCAAUGGUGUGGGACAAUUUGUACUACAAGAAAGGGCUAUUAAGUGUGGACCAACAAUUAGUUUCUGAUCCAAUAACUUAUCCAUUUGUGGAGAAAUUUGCUGCAAGUAAUUCAUAUUUCCAUGCUCAAUUUGGUAAAGCUUUGAUUAUUUUGUCAGAAAAUAAUCCACUUAUUGGUGAUGAAGGGGAGAUUAGAAAGGUAUGUCACAAGGUGAACAAGUGAUAAUUAGUGUUUUUAUUAAAGGGGAAGUUAACACGUUUGA
Capsicum annuum is the source of this 958-nucleotide messenger RNA. Its product is annotated as peroxidase 21-like. Lineage: Eukaryota; Viridiplantae; Streptophyta; Magnoliopsida; Solanales; Solanaceae. The coding region runs from base 1 to 918 and encodes 305 amino acids. Gene Ontology annotation, molecular function: peroxidase activity; heme binding. The record is from RefSeq and is a predicted model, not a curated record. The transcript is spliced from 6 exons. Gene Ontology annotation, biological process: hydrogen peroxide catabolic process; response to oxidative stress.